AUGUCUACAGCUUCUGGUACCAAGCAGCGAUUUUUUGUCUAUGCCCCGGACAAGGCCGGCGCCGCUGAGAACCGUGCAAAGUAUCUAGAUGAGCAUCGUGCUGGGAUCCAGCCCCUCGUUGAGAAAGGCAUCCUAAAGGUUGGAGCCGCCUUGCUGGAGCCUUCAUCGAUCCAAGCAGGUGGCGAGCCUAAAUUCUUCGGUUCUGCGGUCUUCGUCGAAGCCGAAUCUAUCGACGAUGUCAGGAAGCAGAUAGAAGCGGACACAUAUUGGGUGAACGACGUCUGGGAUAAGGAGAAGUUGACUAUCUUCCCCGCAUUGCUCGCGACUCCACUUCCCUAAGCUGUCCAUUGCGCCAACAGUAUAUCUCAUGAAAGCUCGCGAUGUAUUUGAACCAAUACUAGUGAUACAAGUUGUAAAAGCAAAAUAUAGACACAAUCAGAUGCAAGUGUACAAUGAUAUGGAGCG
Somion occarium is the source of this 465-nucleotide messenger RNA. Lineage: Eukaryota; Fungi; Basidiomycota; Agaricomycetes; Polyporales; Cerrenaceae. The record is from the annotation of a GenBank genome assembly.